Messenger RNA from Schistocerca piceifrons (Central American locust), 1689 nucleotides. RefSeq names its product glutamate receptor ionotropic, delta-1-like. The coding region runs from base 1 to 1689 and encodes 562 amino acids. The transcript is spliced from 9 exons. The record is from RefSeq and is a predicted model, not a curated record. Lineage: Eukaryota; Metazoa; Arthropoda; Insecta; Orthoptera; Acrididae.
AUGAUGAACACGUCGACGCGCUGGCUGGUGUGGAGCACUCAGGAACCGGACGAGAGGCUGCAGGUGCGGGUGGACAGUGACGUCACGUGGGCCACGUGGCGCGUGGGCGGGGGCGACGCCGUGCUGUGGGGGCUGAUCCGCCUCCACCCCGGCUGGCCGCUGGCGCGCUGGCCCGUGGGGAGGUGGGCGCCCGCCGCCGGACUCCAGUACGACAACCGGAGACUCCAGUGGGUCGCCAAGAAGAACCUCCAGGGCCUGGCGCUGGGCGCCGCGCUGCCGAUCGUGGACACGCCGCUGGACAACCUGGGCGAGCGCCUGAAGAACGUGAACGACCGCCAGCUGGACACGAUGGCGCGCUUCGGCUGGGGUCUCUCCACCACGCUGGCCAGGCUGCUCAACUUUUCGAUCAUACUGUACCGCGUGCGCAACUUUGGGUCACUGGUGAGUGACAACGAAAUGGACGGAGCGGUCGCUCUCAUUCACAACGGCACCGUCGAGUUUGGAGCGGCUGGUUUCAUAAUGACCACCAGGCGCAUGGACUUCAUGGACUACACGGGACCUGGCCGGCUGUGGGCGCCAGAAAUAAUGUUUCGGCACCCCAAGUCGGCGAGCGUCCUCACGACGAUCUUCAAGCCGUACACGGCGGAGCUGUGGGUGAGCAGCGGCGCGCUGUUUGUGCUGAUCCUGGUCGUGUCGCGGCUCUUCUGCUGGGUCGAGCACCGCGUCACCGCCACCGUCGACGAGAUAGACAACUCGUGGAACUCCACCUUCCUGCUCGUCUCCUCUGCCAUCGGGCAGCAAGGUGUGUCGCGGAGCUCGGAGUGGCUGAGCUGGCGCGUGCUGCUGUUCGUCAGCUUCCUGUGCACCAACCUGCUGGACACGCACUACGCGGCCGGCAUCGUGUCCUCGCUGCUGAUGCCGCCGCCCAGGACAAUCAACAACAAGAAGGACCUCGCCGACAGCCCACUCGGCUUCGGCCUCGAGAACGUCAGCUACACCUACCAGUUCUUCGUGAAGAGCGACGACCCGGUGGACCGUGCGCUGUGCAGCCGCAAGCUGUACCCUCCCGGCGGCCGGCCCAACUUCUUCCCCGCCGAGGUGGGCGUGCGCAAGAUGGCCACCGAGCUGUUCGCCUUCCACGCCGAGGACGUGCGCGUCGGCCCGCUCAUCGACCGCUUCUUCUCCGACGACGACAAGUGCGCGCUGGUCUUCAUACCUCUGCUCACGCCCGUCGCCACCUACACCGCCGUCCGCAGGAACUCGCCCGUCAAGGAGCUCUUCAACUUCGGACUGCGCAUGAUGUGGGAGCGCGGCCACAUCAGCUACCUGCGCAAGGCGUGGUACUUCACGCGCGUGCGCUGCCUCUCUGAGACGGAGUACGCCAGCGUGGACCUGGUGCCCAUGUCGCCCGCCUUCAUGCUGCUCGGCUGCGCCAUCUUCCUGUCCGGCCUGCUGCUGCUGCUCGAGGUCCGGCAGUACCGUCGGUCGCAGACUGAAGUGAUCCCUGUGGUGCCAAACCUCUCCGGUCAGAAUCUGAAGAAGAAACUUGGAAACUUACAAACAGGACGGCAGAAAACCCAGCUCAAACACCAGCAGCAAUAUUAUCAACAGCAGGUGCAGCAGCUGAACAACUACCAGGGGAACCAGACACAGAAGAAAAUGCUGCUGCAGAUGAUAAUAGAAGAAUAG